Molecule: messenger RNA, 1607 nt
Organism: Arabidopsis arenosa
Lineage: Eukaryota; Viridiplantae; Streptophyta; Magnoliopsida; Brassicales; Brassicaceae
Source: the annotation of a GenBank genome assembly
AACACCGAUUUCGUGAGAUUCCGAUGAGUCUAUGCCGGAAUCGUGGUAUGUGAGACUUACCUACCGCCGGAAUCAUCAGCGGGAUAGACGGUUAAGACCAUCGGCGAAUGGAGUCAAAACGAAUCGAAGAUUGGCGAUGGAGAAGAAGGAUUCGUUGAAGGAUGGUCCAAUUUCUUGUUCCAGCAAGAUCAGUUUCAUACACUUCCUCGCCGACAAUGAUCCCACCACCGGCCAAAGCUGGUGUCCAGACUGUGUUAGAGUUGAACCUGUGAUUUACAAGACUCUAGAGGAAUUUCCAGAGGAGGGGAAUCUUAUUCCGGUGACAGACCGGCGUGGAGAACUCCGACGCAUUCGUGGAGAGUUGAUUCUCGGUUUAAGCUCAUCGGAGUGCCAACUCUUGUUCGUUGGGAUGGUUGGAGGAGACUUUGGGAAUAAAGAUAGGAUCAGAGAUCUCUAUGAGAGGGCUAUUGCUAAUGUUCCACCCGCCGAGGAGAAACGAUACUGGCAGAGAUAUAUCUACUUGUGGAUUGAUUAUGCAUUGUUUGAAGAGAUUGUAGCUGAAGACGUGGAGCGUACUCGAGCUGUGUACAGAGAAUGCCUUGAUCUUAUCCCGCACUCCAAAUUCUCUUUUGCCAAGAUAUGGUUGCUCGCUGCACAGUUUGAGAUCAGGCAAUUGAAUCUCUCGGGUGCUCGGCGGAUAUUAGGAAACGCCAUUGGCAAAGCUCCGAAGCAUAAGAUUUUCAAGAAAUACAUUGAGAUUGAACUCCACUUGGGAAACAUAGAUAGAUGUAGAAAACUGUACGCACGGUAUCUUGAAUGGUCUCCUGAGAGUUGCUAUGCUUGGAUCAAGUUUGCUGAGUUUGAGAUGUCUCUUGCUGAAACAGAACGAGCUAGAGCUAUUUUUGAACUUGCAAUAUCUCAGCCUGUUCUUGACACCCCCGAGCUUCUAUGGAAGGCAUACAUUGAUUUUGAGAUAUCACUAGGGGAAUUAGAGAGGACACGAGCUUUAUAUGAGCGACUCUUGGACCGUACAAAGCAUUACAAGGUGUGGCUUAGUUUUGCAAAGUUUGAAGCUUCUGCUGCUCAAGAUAAUGAUGUUCUUCUUGAACACGCCAGAGCGAUUUUCGAUAGAGCCAACACAUACUACAAAGAGUCCAAACCGGAGCUCAAGGAAGAACGAGCGAAACUGUUGGAGGAUUGGCAGAACAUGGAGGCGAGCUUUGGUAUGCCCGGGGAUGUUAGUGCUGUUCAAUCGAAGCUCCCGAAAAAGCUCAAGAAGAGAAAGCCAAUCACUAGAGAAGACGGCGAAACAGAGUAUGAAGAAUACAUUGAUUAUUUGUUCCCAGAAGAAUCACAGACGAUGAAUCUCAAGAUUCUUGAAGCUGCUCAUAAAUGGAAGAAGUAGAAGGUUGCUGCUUUCUAAGGAUUAUUACUUUUGAAGUUUCUUUGUGUUUUAUCAAAACUGAGAGUUCUUUUGUUUUCUUACUUCUCUGUACAUUCUCACUUUAUCUGUUCGAUUUAGCCGUCACUUUUAUUAUCCAAGCAAAAGUUCAAAUCUUAUCUGCUUUUUCUUUCUGUUUGGUUCUGAGUAAACGAGCUAAAUAACU